GAAGAUGCCUGGGAAGAAGGCGCAGAAUACCCAGCCAAAGCCGGCACUCCCCCUGUCAGAGCUGGAAGUCCGGUGUGCCGUUCAACUCAGGAAAAUUGGAGACGAACUGAAUUUCCAGCAGAAACUCCUGAACCUGAUUUUUACGUUCUUCAACCUAGUUACCUGACAUCCUCCCUGGCGCUUUUGCCGGGGAGGGAGUCGAGGUUUUGUUGUUUUUGUUGCUGUUGUUGUUGUUUGCCAAAUGCCAUUUCCCUGCUGGGUACACAAUUGGUCACUGCAGGAGACUGUAGUCAUUUGAGA
Messenger RNA from Ochotona princeps (American pika), 300 nucleotides. It is a transcript of the gene PMAIP1, whose product is annotated as phorbol-12-myristate-13-acetate-induced protein 1. The coding region runs from base 5 to 166 and encodes 53 amino acids. Gene Ontology annotation, biological process: release of cytochrome c from mitochondria; apoptotic process; DNA damage response. The transcript has 2 exons. The record is from RefSeq and is a predicted model, not a curated record. Gene Ontology annotation, cellular component: mitochondrion. NCBI's taxonomy places the organism in Eukaryota, Metazoa, Chordata, Mammalia, Lagomorpha, Ochotonidae.